Gongylonema pulchrum is the source of this 1014-nucleotide messenger RNA. Lineage: Eukaryota; Metazoa; Nematoda; Chromadorea; Rhabditida; Gongylonematidae. The record is from the annotation of a GenBank genome assembly.
AUGAAUGGCGCGGUCUCGCAUGUGGAUGACGUAAUUAUGAAAGCACAUCGUGAUAUGGUGCAUGGAGAGGAGGGUACUUGGUCGCCAACUACAGCAACAACAGUUCCCACGAGGACGUGCUCAAAAAAUAGUCUUGUCACUUCGUUCACUGACCAGAGUUCCAGAUUGCCCAUGACUUCGUCGACAGCCUCCAAUUCCGAUUCCUGUUCUGCGAGAAGCAUCGAAAGGAAUUUCGUGUCUUCGAGACCAGAUCCGUAUGCGGAAAUAUCAAUGAGUUUGUUCAACACUUAUGGCUCUUCUGGAAGUGCACACACCUCUACCAGCGAUACACGAUUGAUUUCACGGCGUAACACCGAUGAAUCAAUCUAUAGCACGGGUACUGACACAGUUACAUGCUCAACUUGUCCUGAUGGUGGCGAUUCAACGCUCACAGAUUCCAACAGCGCACAUUCCUCCACGGUGUCUGAUCGAACACUGCAGGCAAGGCCGCUGCUAAACCACUCAGAGCAUUCACUGUUAUUGAGCGCUCCACAGUUCCACCCAGCACAGGAUACACUUGGUACGCGAUCCAGCUACACGAAUUUGUUGGAACAGCCACCGCCACCGUUGUUCGAUUCAAAAUUAUGCAAUUUGAAUGGUACUUCUGUGGAACUGGAGCAGAAAAGAAAUGAAGUGUCGCUUAGGCCAAAGCGUGUCGCCCCACCACCACCACGUCAUACUUCCAGAGUCAAACAGCAAUCUUCACCUUUAAAAAUUCCAAAAAUCUCAUCCCCGCCAAGACGUACCGUUUGUGAAAUUACAACAGAACUGCCACCAAAUAGAGCUUUUUAUGGUUCAUCAUCCUGUAGGACAAAAGUUCGACCUUGUUUGCCCCCACCAAAUCCACCGGCCAGCAAACAGUUUGAACGAAAUGCACAGUCAAGUCAGUCACUUGUUGAUCUCAUAACCCCGUCGUAUCAGUAUCAUCGAAGCAAUUCCGCAGGCAAAGCUUUGCCUAUCGAAACAUCGAUGUGA